This is a messenger RNA of Myxocyprinus asiaticus (Chinese sucker), 8685 nucleotides long. It is a transcript of the gene sun1b, whose product is annotated as Sad1 and UNC84 domain containing 1b. Lineage: Eukaryota; Metazoa; Chordata; Actinopteri; Cypriniformes; Catostomidae. Bases 254 to 3223 code for a protein of 989 amino acids. Gene Ontology annotation, molecular function: protein-membrane adaptor activity. The transcript is spliced from 23 exons. Gene Ontology annotation, cellular component: meiotic nuclear membrane microtubule tethering complex; nuclear envelope. Gene Ontology annotation, biological process: nuclear envelope organization. The record is from RefSeq and is a predicted model, not a curated record.
UGGAAGCCAUUUUGGGAUUCUAGUGAGUCAAGCUCGUAACUUUUGUCUCUUCCCACGAAGAUUUUGGAACCUCUUAGGUGCUUUUGGAUCUGAUUUUUUUAUUUUAUUUUAUUUUUUAUAUAAACAUAUUUAUUUUAUUUAUUUUAUUCUUUAUAUAUCAGUCGAUAUGGUGCACACACUUUGCGCAUCCUUGGACUGGAUUGUCAUUUCUCAACUGGACUACCUUCAAAACAACAUUAGAUUAUAGACACUGAUGGUCAAACUGCGUGCUCAACGAAUUGCGAUGGAUUUUUCACAUCUGCACACAUAUACUCCUCCGCACUGUACUCCGGAUAACACUGGCUAUACCUAUUCACUCAGCUCGAGUUAUUCAUCCGCGGCCCUUGAGUUCGAGAAAGAGCACAAGAUCAAUCCUGUGUACGACUCGCCCAGAAUGUCACGCCGGAGUUUAAGACUACACACCACUACUGGUUUCUAUGGUGACAACAGCUUCACGGAAAUGACGCCGAAUCACAACUUGAGCUCUUACAAGCGUACCAGCAGAAGCAGCUCGAGCGUCAGCAGGUCUGUUCGUAGCAGACGGCAGCAGCAGGAAUCAUCCAUGUACGAGUCUCAGAAUGUGACUCAAACUCCUCAGAAAGAUCAGAUGGCAUCAGACAUGAGCUUCAUCAGUUCAGUCAGUGAUGCGUCUCUGAUCUCCAGUCUGCUGGAUCAGUCCACGCUCAGACAGAGCUCCACUACACACACUUUCUCUGCACAGAGGAGGAGAACUGACCAGAGCUCAGUGUUGGGGAAUGGAGACAUUAGUAAAAUGGAGGCCCAUAGUAAUGUGGUGAAUGGCUACAUCUGUAAGGACUGCUCCUUCAACGCAGACAGGACGGAGACAGAAACGGCAUGUUCUUUAGCGUACUCUCCAUCCGUAUCCUCGGCAGUCCAUCAGACAGAUGCAGACAUCGCUCUUACCACCUCUCUGAACAGAGUUGAUAAGACAGCUCAUGACAGUUACUGUGGCAGUAUGAAUGUGAGCGAUCUGGUGACUGCAGACAGCCAUCUCAAUCUCAAUGGAUCGCUCUGUGAUGACUGUAAAGGGAUGCAGAACAUGGAAAUGCACAAGGAACACAAACACAUUUCCUUCACCCGCCACGUAUUCACAGUAUUGUGGGCCCUUAUUUCUUACACAGGUUACGGUCUGCUGCGAGUUUGCCGAGGUUUUGGUUCAGCUGCUGCAUUUAUGGCUCAGAAGCUGAAGUCCAUUCUGUGGUUGGCCUUGUUGUCUCCAGGUGAUGACUGUAAAGGGAAGCAGCACGUGGAAAUACACACAGAACACAAACACAUUUCCUACAUCUGCCGCAUAUUCACAGCACUGUGGGCCCUUGUUUCUUACACAGGUUACGGUCUGCUGCAGGUUUGCCAAGGGUUUGGUUCAGCAGCUGCGUUUGUGACUCGGAAACUGAAGUCCCUUCUGUGGUUGGCUGUGUUGUCUCCAGGGAAAGCAGCAACCGGUGCCUUUUGGUGGCUGGGAACAGGAUGGUAUCAGCUGGUAGCUCUCAUGUCUCUUCUCAACGUUUUUCUCCUCACCAGGUGUUUGCCCAAACUACUGAAGCUACUUUUGUUUCUUCUACCCUUCCUUCUGCUGUUUGGAUUAUGGUACCUCAGUCCGAGUAUUCUGUCCUGCCUUCCAUCUGUAAACAUCACAGAAUGGAAGACACUGGUCACCUCUAUAACAUCAAUUCCUGCUCUCCCUUCUCUUCCUUCCUUGCCCUCUUUACCUGCACUACCCUCAUUGAUGACAGAACAACUCGUUAAAGAGCAACACAUCCCACCUACAGCCAUCUCACAGCCUGCAUCAGAGUCUAUAUACAGCGAACGUUUGGCUCUGCUGGAGGAGCGAAUGGCGGUGUUAUGGGAGAGUGUCCAGAAGGGGGAGCUGAAAGCAAAACAGCAUCAUCAGGAGGCUUUGGGUUUGGUUCAAGCUCUUCAGGAGCAGAUAAAAACUCAAACAGACAGAGAAACUCUCAGCCUCUGGGUUUCACACCUGCUCGAACCCAAAUUCACUGAGAUAAAGGGGGAGAUGGAGAGAGAGGUGUCCAGCAGGGCAGAGACGGAGAAACGGCAUGUUCAGCAUCAGACAGUUCUAGAAUCUCGACUAACUGAGCUGGAACUCCUGCUGCAGAACCUGAACUCUAGAACAGAGGAAAUCCAUAAUAAACAGCAGAUUCCUCUACCAGCCCAUGUCAGUGUUGGAGUGUCUCAAGAGAAGCAUGAUGUUUUGCUCUCUGAGGUUCAGAGGUUUGAAGCUGAGCUUGGGCGCAUCAGAGAAGACUUACAAGGGCUGAUGGGAUGUCAGGGGAAAUGUGACAGAUUCGACACCAUACAUGAAACUGUGUCAGCACAGGUGAGGGAUGAACUGUACGCUCUGUUUUACGGUCGAAACCGAGGUGAAGCGGAGAUCCCAGAGCCUCUGAUGCCGUGGCUGGCCUCUCAGUACACUCGCUCCUCUGACCUCACCGCAAUGCUCACAUCCCUGGAGCGCAGCAUUCUGGGAAACCUGUCCGUUCAGCUGCAGGAGAGCAAACAGUCCUAUGCUCAAACUGUCACUGAGACAGUCGCCCACACCACAGGGGCUGCUGGGUUGUCAGAGGAGCAAGUCCAGCUGAUUGUCCAGCGUGCUUUGAAGCUGUAUUCGGAGGAUCGCACAGGACAGGUGGACUACGCUUUGGAGUCUGGAGGUGGCAGUAUUCUCAGCACACGCUGUUCUGAAACGUACGAAACAAAAACAGCUUUGAUGAGCCUGUUUGGACUUCCACUGUGGUAUUUCUCACAGUCGCCACGAGUUGUCAUCCAGCCGGACAUGUACCCAGGCAACUGCUGGGCGUUUAAAGGCUCCCAAGGUUACCUGGUGAUCAGGCUCUCUUUGAGUGUGCUCCCUACUGCCUUCUGUCUGGAACAUAUUUCCAAAUCACUCUCUCCAUCCGGAAACAUCAGCAGCGCACCGCGCCGAUUCACUGUCCACGGAUUGGAUGAUGAAUACCAGGAUGAAGGGAAACUUCUGGGUGACUACACCUAUGAAGAAGAUGGAGAGUCAUUGCAGAUGUUCCCAGUCAUGGAAAAGAAUGACAAGGCAUUUCAGAUCAUCGAGAUGAGAGUUCUGUCCAACUGGGGUCAUCCUGAAUACACCUGCCUGUACCGCUUCAGAGUUCACGGCAAUCCACACACUCAGUAAUCAGGCCCCACUUUACAUUAUUAUAUAUCCCUUUAUGUACAUAGAGGAAAUGCUUGGACUAAGAUGCGGCACAGAGAAACUGGACUUAUGAGCUACAUUUUUAAAACUUUAAUAGGAUAUGAUGGCCGAAACAGAGUUACGAGGAGCACAGCAGGAAAGAGCAUUGAAUUUACGCUAAGGAUUUCCACUUAUUCCUUUCACACUUCCUUGUUCUUGCACUGAUUCUGCGCAUUUGGCUCCUGUCCUCAUUGGCUCUCAUCCGUAGAGGUUUCUGUGCCUUCAGACAGAACAUGCUUCACUUAUUCGAUGUAUAUUUUUUUUUUUUUUUUUAUUUCUAAAUGUUCAGAUCCUCAAGCCACACUAAUGUAAGUCUCAAAGUGUGGCUUGAAUUGAGUUACGCCAAGACUUUCACUCUCAUCCACUGGUCUCUGCCACUUUAACUAGAUGUUAACUAGUCUGUAAGAAAAGUGGUGACCAGCUGUAAGAUGGGAUUGUUGUUGUUUUUAAACCUUUAUAACCACUAAACGAGUGGAUCUCACAAAACCAUGGACGCGUCAUAUUUCACCCCCCCCCCCCCCAAAAAUGUGUUGUUUAAAGUAAAGUCCUGUUUUAGAUUUUUUUGCAUUGUGAAAUUACUUUCAAGUCAUUUGCAUUACUGUAAUGUGAAUGGGUUUAAAUUGUAAAGUUUUUAUACAUAGUUUUUUUUGUACUGCCUUUAAUUCAUACACAUUAUUAUAUUACUGUAUUUUUAUUUUAUUGGAAUACACUUUUUUUUUUUUUUUUUUUUUUAUGCAAAAUUGUUUCAGUCACAAUGCAAACAAUCUAAAAUGGUCCUAAAAAUAGGCUUAAUAUUUUUUUUUUUUUCAUGCAUAGUAUGAUUUCCCGUCAUACUGUGCAUGGGGGGGGGGGGGGCCUGAAAUGUGACCUAGAUGUGAUUUUGUCAGAUUCACCCAAACUGGCACUUCAUAUCAUUUUUUUUUUUUUUUUUUUGUACAUUAGAAAUAAACGCAUAACAGCCAUACAUUGUAAGAGACACUAAUUUGAACAUUCAAAUUGUAUUUCGACAGAAGGGAAUGGAUUUCUAUGGACUGUUUGUGAGCACAUGGACUAAUUUGUGUAGAUUUUCAACAAAACUGGACACAAAACACGUCACUCGUUAGUAGACAUAUCACAGUGCCGUGUUGAUACUCUGCAGGAAUGUAACAUAUUGUAACUAGUCAUUUUGAUUUGACUUACAUCAGUGUUGAUUUUGCAAAACAGGGUGCACCCUGCGGUCAUUAUUAUUGUGUUUUUGUUUAAAGUAGACGAUGCACUUGAUAAAGGACGUGUAUGUUGCACAAGUCCUAUGGAAUUCAUUGGAUAAUUUUAAAAAGGCAGUGCUUCAUUUAUAGAGCUGCUUUGUCGAACUCAGAGUCAGUUUGUAAAAUACUAUUUGUUCAUAACUAUUUAUUUGACAGAAAUUUAGUUAAGAAAUAGGACUUUGUGCAGUGUUUUUGUAAAAUGCUUUUCAGUGCAUAUCGGUCUGUUUAUAUGAUUUUAGUUUUCUUUUUUGUUUCUGUUAUAAAUGGCUACAGUACUAUGAAUUGUACCAGUAAAGAAUUAUAAUUUUGAGGUUAUUUGUAAGAUUUCUUAUUAAAGCUUCAGUUUAAAAACACUGAAAUGCAGCUUUUGUAAAUGAGUGGUUAAAGGGAAAGUUCACCAAAACAUUUUAAUUCCGUCAUCAUUUACUCACCCCACUAUUCAAGCUCGGUGUGACGUGUAGCGACGUGCCAUAUUUAAAAAAAACAAAAACAUUUUUAAAAAGCUAGAUUUGAGAGUUGUGGCGGAGGAUACUGUAUCAGUUGGGCUUUAAAAGACUUGGAAUAUAGUUCACGAGGUAAAUGGACUACAUUCAUGGUGCUUUUUUUGUCAUUUUUAGAGUGUCCCUUUUGGUUUUCACGUGGAAAAUGAAGUUCUAGUUUUGAAAUGACUUGACGUCGAGUGAAAAUGGCAGAAUUUUCAUAUUUCGGUGAACUAUUCCAUCAAAUGCGUCUGGUUUGUAUGGCAAACUAAAAUAAUUGUGCACUUGGGCUAUCAAAAGGUGAAUUUCACAUACAGUGGCAAGAAAAAGUAUGUGAACCCUUUGGAAUUAGCUGGUUUUCUGCAUUAAUUGCUCAAAAUGUGAUCUCAUCUUCAUCAAAUUAACAAGUAUAGACAAACACUAUGCUUAAGCUAACAACACACAGACAAUUAUAAUCUUAUGUCUUUAUUGAACAUCUGAUUAAACAGUCACAGUGCUGUGGAAAAAGUGAAUCCCUAGGCUAAAGACGUCAACAAAAAAAGCUUAUUGGAGUCAGGAGUUGGCAAACCUGUCAUCCAGUUAAUGAAACUAGAUUGGAGGUGUGGGUUAGAGCUUCUUUGACUUAUAAAAGCACUCAAACAUUUUGCGUUUGCUAUUCACAAGAAGCAUCUGCUGAUGUGGACCAUGCCUCGCAAAAACAAAGAUCUAAGAAGACCUACGAUCAAGAAUUGUUGCUUUGCAUAAUUUUGUAACCCUUUCCAGUUUUAUCUCGAAGAGCUUCGAUAUUCAUCUGUCCAGUUAAAAAUAAUUUUCAAUAAAUGGAGACGAUUUAGUACUGUGGCUGCUUUUCCUAGAAGUGUCUGUACAGCCAAGAUGACUCGGAGCACACCGCAGAAUGCUCAAUGAGGUAAAAAAAAAAAAAAAAUUGCUAAAGACUUGAAGGAAACAUUAGAACUGUUUAACAUCUGUUCAGGAGUCUACCAUAUGGAAAACAUUAAACAGGCAUGGUGUCCAUGGCAGGACACCACUAAGAAAGCCGCUGCUUUUCAACAAAAACAUUGCUGCGCACGUAAAGUCUGCCAAAGACAACCUUGACACUCCACAACACUACUGGGAAAAUGUUUUGUGGACUGAUGAAACUAAGCUUGAAUUGUUUGGGAAGAACACGCAGCACUAUUUAUGGUGUAAAAAGGGGCACUGCAUACCAACAUGAAAACAUCACAAUGGUGGAGGAAGCAUCAUGAUUGGGGCUGCUUCGGGGCCUGCAACGCUUGCCAUCAUUGAGGGAAAAAUUAAUUCCCAGGUUUAUCAAGAUAUCUUGCAGGAUAAUGUCAGGGUUGUUGUCUGCCAGCUGAAGCUCAGUAGAAGUUGGGUGAUGAAGCAGGACAAUGACCCUAAACAAAGUAGAUCCACUACAGAAUGGCUUCAAAAAAACAAACAAAAAAAAAUCCACCUUUUGGAGUGGCCCAGUCAGAGCCCAGACCUUAACCCAAUAGAGAUGCUGCAGAAUGACCUUAAUAGAGCCGUUCACACCAGACAUCCUAAGAAUAUGGCUGAGCUGAAGCAGUUGGAGGAAUGGUCCAAAAUUCCUUCAGAACGUUGUGCAGGUCUAAUCCGCAGCUACCGGAAAUGACUGGUUAAGGUUAUUGCUGCCAAAGGAGGAUUGACCAGUUAUUAAUCCAAGGGUUCUCUUACUUUUUCCACAGCACUGUGAAUGUUUAAUGGGAUGUUUAAUACACGGACAGAUAGACAGACGGACCGUUACACAGACAGACAGACAGAACGUUACACAGAUAGAUACACAGACGGACCGUUACACAAACAGAACAUUACACAGACGGAACGUUACACAGACAGAUAGACAGACAGAACGUUACACAGAGAGACCUUUACACAGACAGAUAGACAGACCGUUACACGGACAGACAGACAGACGGACAGACCGUUACACGGACAGACAGACGGACGGACAGACCGUUACACGGACAGACAGACAGACGGACGGACAGACCGUUACACGGACGGACAGACCGUUACACAGACAGAUAGACAGACGGACGGACAGUUACACAGACGGACCGUUACAUAGACAGAUAGACAGACGGACCGUUACACAGACAGAUAGACAGACGGACAGACCGUUACACAGACAGAAUGUUACAUAGACAGAUAGACAGACGGACCGAUAGACAGAACGUUACACAGACGGACCGUUACACAGACAGAUACGCAGACGGACCGUUACACAGACAGAUAGACAGACGGACAGACCAUUACACAGACAGAAUGUUACAUAGACAGAUAGACAGACGGACCGAUAGACAGAACGUUACACAGACGGACCGUUACACAGACAGAUACGCAGACGGACCGUUACACAGACGGACCGUUACACAGAUAGAUACACAGACGGACCGUUACACAGAUAGAUACACAGACAGACUGUUACACAGACAGAACGUUACACAGAUAGAUACGCAGACGGACCGUUACACAGACAGAACGUUACACAGAUAGAUACGCAGACGGACCGUUACACAGAUACGCAGACGGACCGUUACACAGACGGACCGUUACACAGAUAGAUGCACAGACGGACCGUUACACAGAUAGAUACACAGACGGACCGUUACACAGACGGACCGUUACACGGACGGAACGUUACACAGAUAGAUACACAGACGGACCGUUACACAGACGGACCGUUACACAGACGGACCGUUACACAGACGGACCGUUACACAGAUAGAUACACAGACGGACCGUUACACAGACGGACCGUUACACAGACGGACCGUUACACAGAUAGAUACGCAGACGGACCGUUACACAGACGGACCGUUACACAGAUAGAUACGCAGACGGACCGUUACACAGAUAGAUACGCAGACGGACCGUUACACAGAUAGAUACGCAGACGGACCGUUACACAGAUAGAUACGCAGACGGACCGUUACACAGAUAGAUACGCAGACGGACCGUUACACAGAUAGAUACGCAGACGGACCGUUACACAGAUAGAUACGCAGACGGACCGUUACACAGAUAGAUGCGCAGACGGACCGUUACACAGAUAGAUGCGCAGACGGACCGUUACACAGAUACGCAGACGGACCGUUACACAGACAGAUAGACGGACGGACCGUUACACAGACAGAUAGACGGACGGACCGUUACACAGACCGUUACACAGACAGACAGAUGGACGGACCGUUACAGAUAGAUAGACUGAAGAUUAUAAUUGUGUGUUGAUAGGUUAAGCACAUUGUGUUUGUCAAUACAUUGAUAAAGAUGAGAUCACAUUUUAUGACCAAUUAAUACAGAAAACCAGCUAAUUCCAAAGGGUUCACAUACUUAUUCUUGCCACUGUACUUGUUAACUGCUUUAAGUUUGGCCCAGUGUUUUAAUUUCUGAACUGUUCACAUGUCAAAAUCUGCUAUAGGCAGACAACAGAGACAUGUUUAGUGUUUAAUAAGGUGUUUUUUUCCUGUCCACUAGCAAGCAACUGGCCAAAAAGUAGCCAAUGAUAUAGCAAUAUCUGCUCCGUGUCUCCUUAUUGCUGUUUGGAGGACUGCAGUCUAGCUCGUCCCUGUAAGGCCGAAACAUUUUUAAGCACAUUUUGUAUGUGAUGGUUGCAAAAGUGAUGCACAUUUCUACCUUAAUAAACAAUUAUUUCAAAACA